Messenger RNA from Acanthopagrus latus (yellowfin seabream), 1789 nucleotides. It is a transcript of the gene chtopa, whose product is annotated as chromatin target of PRMT1a. The coding region runs from base 282 to 1022 and encodes 246 amino acids. Lineage: Eukaryota; Metazoa; Chordata; Actinopteri; Spariformes; Sparidae. The transcript is spliced from 6 exons. The record is from RefSeq and is a predicted model, not a curated record.
AAUAGUCAGUUUAGCUAGGAGCACCAUUUUAGGGAAACGCGUCGCCAAGCCCUGUCUCUGGCAUAUUAGCAUUAUUCUGAAAACGACGCAACUCUUACUUUAGCUGGCUCAUUUCUCUUACAGCGCUUAAUUAGGAAACUAGCAAACAAUAGGCUGUAUUCCGGUAGACGAACACAAGGACAACCCACACGGACACACCGAGGUGGCUCUAGCUAGCUGCUAAAGCUAACUCUAGCUGGCCGACGCAACAGUCACUGAGCCUACACCCGAAGUCUUUCAAAAUGAGCGCCGCCUCCUCGCAAAAAGUUGUCCUGAAAAGCACCACAAAAGUGUCCCUAAAUGAGCGCUUCACUAACAUGCUGAAGAACAAGCAGCCCACUGCAGUAAGCAUUCGAGCCACCAUGCAACAGCAGCAUUUGGCCAGUGCCCGGAAUCGCCGGCUGGCCCAGCAGAUGGAAAACCGGCCCUCAGUGCAAGCUGCUCUGAAUCAUAAACAGAGCCUGAAGCAGCGCCUUGGGAAGAGCAACAUCCAGGCCAGGUUGGGCCGGCCUGUUGGGGUUCUGAUGCGCGGAGGACCAGCUGGAGGAAGAGGAGGAAUGCGGGGGAUGACCAGGGGGGGACUCCGAGGACGAGCCAGAGGAGGUGCAAUGAGAGGAGCUCUGUCCCUAAGAGGGAAGCGAGUGUCUACAGGUGUCCCAAUGCGAGGCCGUGGCUCAGCAGGCCGCCUGGCGAUGCGUAGAGGAGGCCGCUUCCGUGGAGGAGCAGCUGGCAGAGGAAGUCCAAUGUCCCGAGGAGCAGGACGAGGAGGGAUAACCAGAGGGCGUGGCGGACUGCGUGGUCGUGGGGGAUUUCCCGGCCGAGGUGGUCGCGGCCGCGGCAGGGGCCGAGGUGUUGGCCGACCAGCUGUGACCCGUGAACAACUGGACAACCAGCUGGAUGCCUACAUGUCAAAGACCAAAGGUCAUCUGGAUGCUGAACUGGAUGCUUACAUGGCCCAGGCAGAUCCAGACAGCAUGGAGUGAUACUGAAGAACUCAAACGCAGAAGCACAUAGAGUCACUGCACAACUGUACAGCUGAACUCACACAGAGUGUAGUCUAUUGUACACCAGAUAGAUGUGCUGAGAAAUUCUUAAUAAUUUAGAAGAGUGGUGACAGUCAAGGAAAAGCAGGAGAUCAAGCUGUCACCUGAAAGUGCUUUGACCACUACUCAAUUCUGCAUCAAGCUCCUCCUGCAAAACCCUUUUUAGCUUUGGAAGAACUGAGCGAAGGGGCCUUUUUUAAAUAUUGAUGAACCCUGCUGUCAGUAGACUUCUGUUUUGUUUUAUGUUGAAUUUUUUUUUUAUAUAUAUGACCUGAACAACACUUACACACAUAUCUGUAAUGGCUCAAAAGUAGUCAAUGAUGGAGAUGUUGUGUUAACCUUCUGUUGAAGUCAAGUUUGAAUUCCAUCUUUUGUUUUUUUUUAAAACGUUUGUUUUAGGUUAGCUUUUAGUGUUGGGUGUGCUCAGACCUUUUGGAAUUCUUUUAUUGACUUACCUUUGAAACAUUUGCAAUGCAAAACUUUCCUAAAUUAUUUGUUAAAAGAAUGUAAGGAAACCGUUUUUAAGCCAAGUAUCCAUUUCUCUUUGUUUUGUAUUUAAAAGAUGUAGUACAUUUAAGUUUUUGUUCCUCUGUAUCUUCCACCUGUCAGCACUAUGAAGUGGAGAUCUACCAAUCUUAACUUGUACUUGAGAGAAUUUGUAUGACAUUACCAAAAGGAAGUAAAAUACAUUUUAAUUAAAAUGUAAA